This is a messenger RNA of Chelmon rostratus (copperband butterflyfish), 3378 nucleotides long. It is a transcript of the gene dyrk4, whose product is annotated as dual-specificity tyrosine-(Y)-phosphorylation regulated kinase 4. Lineage: Eukaryota; Metazoa; Chordata; Actinopteri; Chaetodontiformes; Chaetodontidae. Gene Ontology annotation, biological process: peptidyl-threonine phosphorylation; peptidyl-serine phosphorylation. Gene Ontology annotation, cellular component: nucleus. Gene Ontology annotation, molecular function: protein serine/threonine/tyrosine kinase activity; protein serine/threonine kinase activity; ATP binding. Bases 80 to 1969 code for a protein of 629 amino acids. The transcript has 15 exons. The record is from RefSeq and is a predicted model, not a curated record.
UCACCGGGUCACAGCCGACACACUGACAGCUGGGCAUGUCGCGCGCGGCCGAAUCGUCGCCUUAUUGAUUUAUUUCACCAUGAGCUCGCCGAACAAAUCACUAGACAAAAGAAACGGCUCCAAAAAUAAGUUGGACAAGCUGGUAAAGGGGAGAAAAGGCACCUUUCCACUGCUGAUCAAGACAUCACGACCGGAGGCCUUCCCUCACCCUCACAGACUCCCAGCAGAAGGCAACCGCCUUGGAACAAACCGGCCCUGCUCACAGAAGUUUGGCCCUGGUGUAGGGACCUUGCCUCAGCUUGAGCCACCGGUGGUCCAGGUGGUGGUCAGCAAUGCCAAAAACCAACAGCAGCAGUCGGACAACAUCCUGCCCCAAAUUGCCAACAAAGGGGGCCAAAACAACUAUCAGAAACACCCGGAUGAGAGGCCAAAGCCCACCCAGCAGUUUGCCAUGCGCUUUGGUGCAGCAAUGGAUAAAGUGUCAGUCACGCGAAACACCAAGAUUUUCAGCAACAAGCUGGAGAAAGAGAAGUCCUAUGAGGGACAAAGGUUACCCAUGUCCCCCAUCGAGGCACUGAAGAACUUCCAGGAGCGGAUGACAGAGUUUGAACAGGAGGAAAUCAUGGACUACGCAGAGAUCUGGUUCAUGGGUCUGGGCUCUCAGAAGAUUGAGGGUUCCCAAGGCACCCCACAGAACUCUGGAUAUGAUGACGAGCAUGGCAGCUACAUCAGGGUGCUGCACGACCACAUUGGCUACAGGUUUGAAGUGCUUGAAGUGAUUGGGAAAGGCUCCUUUGGGCAGGUCCUGAAAUGUCUGGACCACAAGAACAAUGAACUUGUAGCCAUUAAAAUGAUACGUAAUAAGAAAAGGUUUCAUCACCAGGCUCUGGUUGAGCUGAAGAUUCUGGACGUGAUAAAGAGGAAAGACAAAGACAACCUUCACAACGUCAUCCACAUGAAGGAGUACUUCUACUUCCGCAAUCACCUUUGCAUCUCCUUUGAGCUUCUCGGGGUGAACUUGUACGAGCUCAUCAAAAAAAACAACUUCCAGGGCUUUAGCCUUGCACUCAUCCGUCGCUUCGCCCAUGCUCUUCUCAGGUGCCUGCAGAUGCUGCACAGGGAGAAGAUUAUCCACUGUGACCUCAAACCGGAGAACAUCCUUCUGUCUCAGAGAGGGCCAGGGAACAUCAAGGUGGUUGACUUUGGAUCAAGCUGUUAUGAACAACAAAGGGUGUACACCUACAUCCAGAGUCGCUUCUACCGCUCUCCAGAGGUCAUCCUGGGUCACCCCUACAGCAUGGCCAUUGACAUGUGGAGUCUGGGUUGCAUCCUUGCUGAGCUCUACACAGGCUAUCCCCUCUUCCCAGGAGAGAGCGAGGUGGAGCAGAUAUCUUGCAUAAUGGAGGUUCUUGGAAUGCCUCCGAAUGAUUUUGUUCAGUCUGCAUCGAGGAAGAGGUUGUUCUUUGACUCAAAAGGAAACCCCAGAAACAUCACGAAUAGCAAGGGGAAGAAGAGGAGACCCAACUCCAAGGAGCUGUCAGCUGCGUUGAAAACUAACGACACGUUGUUCUUGGACUUCAUCAAACGCUGCCUCGUUUGGGAUCCAACCAAGCGUAUGACUCCUGAUGAAGGGUUACAGCAUGACUGGAUCCUGGAGGGAAAUUUCAACAAAGUCCGGCCAAGAACCAAGCCACCAGUGAAGAAGGCCUCCGACAGCAAGGCUGCAGAGAAGGUCAGCUCAGAGAGCAGCACUGCUGACAAGCUGGCCCCUGCUGAGCGUCUGAGGCCCAUCGGCGCCUCAGCAGAAGAGGAGGUGUAUGAGAACGAGGACAAACUCUCCACAGAUACCAAGCAGCAGGAGGGAGGUGGAGAGAGGCCCGUCCACAUCAUCAUCAAGCCUCAGGAGAACGCGGGCCCAGAGAGGAACGACAGUCAGGAACCGCCUCACUGUUUGCCCCCUAUCGUCUAACAGUCAAAAGGGACUGAGUUGUAGAAAAUGGACAUUUGAGGAAAAGUUGCAUUUGCUCAGCCCACACACAAAGAAAAUUAAAAGCUCCUUCAUGCUAUCAUUUGCUACAGGCACUGCCAUGUUCUAGCACAAAACAACAUGUUAGGCGUCAGAUCCAGAGAACAGAGUUUCAGGUUGGAAAGCAGCACAAGAUUUCUGCUGACAGGUAGGAAACAAACCAAUGCCACAUGCCGGCGAACAAACUAUUGAUGUGUGGAGUGGAUACUGAUCAUCAGCACGGCGGGACAUCUUCUGUUAGUUGUUUAAAGUAUACAGUCAGAGCAAACUAUGUUUCUCUGACUGUAUAUAGAACUAUGAGUUUGUAUGACAGUGAGAUCAAUGGUUCAGUUGUACUUUUUUGUAUAAAGAAGCUGGAGCAGUUGCAGGCAGACAUUUUAUUUGAAUGUGUCACAAUAGAGACGUCGCGCUGUCCGCCACUAAAGAAUACACAAACUAAAAGCUGAUCAGGUGGUCAGAAACAUAAGUCAUAGUACAGCAUCAGCUUUUUGCUGCCACUGUCUCUGGUAUUAUUUAUUGAACCUAUCUUUGCUGUGCAUUGAAAUCUUUGAUAGAAAGAUUAGACUUCAAAUGCUUUUACUUUUCUCAGUUUCUAUGUUAAGCGUGUAACGUGUGAGUAGAAAAUUGCUCAAAUUUCUGUUUUGGCUGUUUUCUUUUUUUUUCUUUUAGACAUUUUAGCGUUACUUUCAUAAUGGUAAGAUCUAUGAAGAAUUGUUUGCAAUAAAGGCUGAGCCAAAAACUUUUUUAAAAAAUUCAUGUUCAAGAAAUAAUUGUCUUGUACUUUUUAAUGGUAGAAUGCAGUUGAUUACAUAUUGAUUAUCAUUUCAUUAAUUUAUUAGGGAAUAUGUUUGAUCUUGUGUUUCAUAUUAUGUUCAACAAUUUAAUUCACAGAUCCUAAAAUAUGUAUUUGUAAUAGAAUUUAUUGUAUAUAUUUCUGCUGUAAUUUCCUAUGUAUGUGUAACAGAGUUUAGACAAGGUUUUACUUGUGUUGUUUCUGUAAGCAAACAUUUUGUAUGUCUGUGUUAUUCAGAAUAUUUUUUAUAUUAGAAACAAAAGACAAUCCUAUUAUUGAUAGUUUGUGCCUUGCAGUAUUAGAAAUCUUGCACUUUACUAUUGUGUGUGUACACCUGGAUUAGACACUGUUGGAUUCAUACCUGUCACACAGACAAGGGUUCAAAUUACCCUGCAAGGAUCCCUUUUAUUUGAUAAAAUGAUGUCUCAUCUAAUAUUACAGAACAUAAUGAAACGGUUCAUUAUUAACCAUCUUUGUACAAUUGUUAAUCCUUUAGUCGAGAUCCAUUUGAAAUUGAAGACAGACUCGUGCCCUCACUAUCUAUUAGCUAAGCAACCAG